Molecule: messenger RNA, 454 nt
Organism: Hydra vulgaris (swiftwater hydra)
Lineage: Eukaryota; Metazoa; Cnidaria; Hydrozoa; Anthoathecata; Hydridae
Product: large ribosomal subunit protein eL43
Biological process (GO): translation
Cellular component (GO): ribosome
Molecular function (GO): structural constituent of ribosome
Source: RefSeq, a predicted model, not a curated record
GUAUCGUUUUGUGUUUUUGUUGGUAUGAGAAUGAUUUUGAGUGUGUGUAAAAUUGCACGAAUAUAUCUGAUACGGCUCGAAAAAGAAUUCAUAAGGAUAAAGACCUGGGAGCUAACUAAGAAGUCCUUUUUCGAUUUCUUACCUUACUCAAAAUGGCCAAACGAACAAAGAAGGUAGGAAUAGUUGGUAAAUAUGGUACAAGAUAUGGUGCCUCCCUCAGAAAAAUGGCCAAAAAAAUUGAGAUCAGUCAGCAUGCCAAAUAUACAUGUCAAUUUUGUGGAAAAGAUGCUUUGAAACGAACUGUAGUUGGUAUUUGGAAGUGCAAAGGAUGUCGUAAAGUACUAGCUGGAGGUGCCUGGGCACCAAGCACAUCUGCAGCCGCUACAGUACGAAGUGCAAUUCGUCGUUUAAGAGAAAUGCAGACAGUUUAAAAAAAAGAUAAAUUAAACCUUUA